Molecule: messenger RNA, 821 nt
Organism: Danio rerio (zebrafish)
Lineage: Eukaryota; Metazoa; Chordata; Actinopteri; Cypriniformes; Danionidae
Source: RefSeq, a predicted model, not a curated record
GGGAAACACCAUGGUGAAGGUUUGGAGACAGGUGCAGGAGAGCCACUGCGAGGGCUAUCUACAGAGAAAGGACUUGUACACCACUCUUCUCAGCCAGUACAACAAACCUGGGAAGAUCACUCGGAGUUUGUGCCAGCAGUUCCAGCGACCACCAGCACGGAGAGAGCCGCCAUCUGCCAGACUGAUGAGAAAGGCGUUCCUUAUCUCAGAGGCAGAUAACAUCGAGGACUACCGUACUCAGAUUAUGUCCACAUUUGGGCAAGUCCUGAAGUACGACUCCACCAAGAAGAUCUGCAAGAAACUCUCCGGCGAUGGAAAAGGCACUGCAGAGUGGUGUACCAAUGUGGCCAACGAGCACGGGCAGAUCCUCAUAUCUGUUCUCACCUGUGAGGAGUCAUUGGAGAAGAUGAGGCCGAUGGCUGAAGGCCUCAUGGAGAGGUACAGGAGAGCUGACGAGGCACCGCCCGAGCUCAUGUAUGUGGAUCGUGGCUGCUGUCGCGUCCACGCCGUGUCCUCGGUUGAGCAGCUCUUCAGUGACUGGACGGACAGGGGCAUGCUGGUACGGCUUUCAUUGGAUCCAUCGAUUCGAUGCAGCCCUACGGACAGAUCAUCAUCCAAAGUAUGCCCUGUUCAAGUCUGCCCUCUCUGCUGCCGUCUUUGCCUACAACAAAGACGACAUGGCUCUUCCGGUACAGGCGAUACGUGCCGGUCACCCAACCAACUAUGCCUCCCUGACUGACAGCCAGAUCAUCGAGCUGCGUGUCAGUAAAUAUGACCUCAGCCAUUACGUCAGGAGGAUCACAGUUGGUGCACAGGAAACA